Tauraco erythrolophus (red-crested turaco) is the source of this 1152-nucleotide messenger RNA. NCBI's taxonomy places the organism in Eukaryota, Metazoa, Chordata, Aves, Musophagiformes, Musophagidae. The record is from RefSeq and is a predicted model, not a curated record.
AUGUCUUCUGGAAGCAACUGCCAACCCCAGACACUCACCAAACCAGCACUUGGCGAAAAAGAAGCGAUGGAAUUGGUUGAGAGGGUAUUUGGAUUAGAGGUGUCCUGGAUCGGGCCGCUCCCCAGCUAUGACGAUCAGAAUUUCCACGUGCGUGUCUCAAGAAACAGCGGUGCGGCUGAAGGUGCCGAUGAGUAUGUCCUCAAAAUCACCAAUUCGGAAGACAGCCAGGAGUCCGACCUCAUUGAAGCACAGACCCGGGCCAUGAUGCUCCUCAACGCUGAAGGCUUUCCUUCACCGACUCCUUAUCUUACAAGAGAUGGUAACAUCAUGUCUCUGGAGUCAGGAGACACUGGACCUGGGAACAAAAAGUACAUGGUCAGGCUGCUGACUUACCUGCCAGGUACGCCUGUGGCGAAAAUUGCUACCAAUGCUCAGAUUCUCUAUGAGAUCGGUAAGCUAGCUGCCAGUUUGGAUAAAGCGCUCGCAGAGAAAUUCCAUCAUCCAUCAGUAAAAAGUCUGCAUCGGGGUCAGUUCAUUUGGAACCUGGCAAACGUUCCUCUUCUACAUCAGUACAUUUAUGCCUUGGGCCAGAACAAAUACCGUGAAGUUGUGGAACAAGUUAUUGAGCAGUUUAAAGGGAAAAUAAUACCCAAGCUAAGCAGUUUUCGAGCCUGUAUCAAUCAUGGAGAUCUUAAUGACCACAACAUUCUAGUAGACUCCAGUUCUGCUUCCCUGGAGAAUCCUCAGUACAGAGUGUCUGGCAUCCUGGAUUUCAGUGACAUGAGUUAUGGGUACUACGUAUUUGAAGUGGCGAUAGCGAUCAUGUACAUGAUGGUUGAGAGCCCAGAUCCCCUGGGUGUUGGGGGGCAUGUUCUGGCGGGGUUCGAAAGCAUCCUGCCGCUCACGGAGGAGGAGAGGAGUGCCCUUUUUCUGCUGGUGAGCGGGAGGUUUUCUCAGUCCCUUGUCAUCGCAGCCCACACCGCUCUGCUGUACCCAGAGAAUAAGGAAUACCUCACGAUCACAGCCAGAACCGGAUGGAAGCACCUCAUGAAGCUGUUUGAGGUGGGCCAAGAAGCCGUCGAGAAGACAUGGUUCGAGACUGCCCGAGCGUACGCGAACCGCGCACCGGCCGCGCAGAUCGGUGGCUGCUGA